GUUUGUUAUAUUGUUCAUUUUGCACCCGAAAACUGGACGGACACCGUCAACAGCCUCCAUCCUGUCCAGACACACCUAGGCAUCGAGGAGAUGUCCCUACUGGAGAACCCUCAAACCCCUACAAAAAAAGGCCGCAAGCGACGCACGGUUGAGGAAGAGGACGGGGAAUAUGCCGAUUCCGAUGAAGAAGUUGUUGUUACCCCUAGGACUCCAUCUCCCAGAAAGCGCAGGAAGGCUCAGCCCACCGAUACUUCUCCGAGCAGCCCUCGUAAGAAACUUGCCAAAGGUGAAGUGGCGUGGUGCGAUAUCCCUGAAUGGCACCACGAUCGUUCUCCUUUUCUCAGCCUACCUGUCGAAAUACUCGAUAAAGUGAGAUAUCCUCCUUCAACCCAGGCUUCAAUAGUACUAGUCGGAGCCCCAUCUCUUUCUAUACAGAUUACGAGUAGGGAAAAUGGCCUCGAGAUCACGGACUAUCUCGCGCUGUCCGGAGUAAAUAGGCAAAUACGAAGUCUCUUCACCCCGGAAGUUUGGAAAAAACUGUAUGGACGAAGGUUGGAUUUGGAUAUUAAUGAGGACGUUCCCCACUUGUGGAGUGCAGGCUGGCUUGCCAGCAGGCGGAUCCGAAGGCCAAUGGGGUUCUUCAACAGCAGUUGUCAUCAUAAAGACCUGCUAUCGAAUCAGCUUCAGCUGGUUGAGUGGGAAGAUGGAGAAAAGCAUCAUUUGAUCAAGCACACCCCAUAUACAAUCGUCAUGUCGGCGGCUCUAAGAAAGUACAAGAUUAGCAAUAAGCUCGUUCCUGCAUUGAAAGCGCUUCACCACAAGCGAUCUUAUAACUGGAACGAUCCCAUCGGGAACAACAAGGACUGCUACGUCUUCCUUGAGCCUACUGUGCGGAGGUUUGCCUUCAUGGCCCAUGGCGGCGUUUGGGAACAUGAGCAACAUGUCAAGAAACUCAAUGAAAGGGCUAUUGCGAGGAUUGAAAAUUCCAUGAACAAAAACCAGGAUCCACCCGAGGAUGCUGAGGCUUGACGAGAAAUUGCGUAUCGCAUGUCGCACUGUUUCCAUUAGCAAACUUUCUUGGUCCCCGUGUAUCUUGUUUCUUGCUUAUAUCUUGUGUCUACAAUCAGUUUCACCACAUCUGUAUCCCAUCUGUA
Molecule: messenger RNA, 1154 nt
Organism: Cantharellus anzutake
Lineage: Eukaryota; Fungi; Basidiomycota; Agaricomycetes; Cantharellales; Hydnaceae
Exons: 9
Coding region: 91-1029 (312 amino acids)
Source: RefSeq, a predicted model, not a curated record